This is a messenger RNA of Entrophospora candida, 4449 nucleotides long. Lineage: Eukaryota; Fungi; Glomeromycota; Glomeromycetes; Entrophosporales; Entrophosporaceae. The record is from the annotation of a GenBank genome assembly.
AUGAAAAAUAUUAGUCCAGAUGGAGAUUCGAUGAUAAAAACUCCUUCUGAUAAUAUUCUUAACGUACAACAACCAGUACCUAGUUGUACCGAUCAACUACCAGCUGAUACUUAUCCAAUGCCAAGAUGUAUCUCUAAUAUUAUAGCAAAUUAUCGUUUAGAUAAGUUUGAUAUCGCAAAGGCAAUGAGUUAUCGAUCUAAAAGACGAACCAGUCAUUUGACUACUUUUUUUGCUGAAUUUGUUGGUUAUGAUCUUAUCAGUUCAUCAAACAAUCUUCCAGAUAAUCCAUUGUAUAUACCAUCUGAUGAUGCAACGUAUAACUCAUAUUCAUAUAAUUCAGCAACGUCAUUACCAGGUCAAUUAAGUAGUUUGAGGUCUCUUCCUUUCAAUCGAUCGGAUUUUCUUACUACUGCUACACAAAAAUCCAAGCGUAAUGGUUACAAUAAUUUAACACCUUUUUUGGACCUGAGUCCUAUUUAUGGUAUUACUGCUGAAAGUGCAAAAAGUCUUCGUGAGGGUAAUAGAGGAAAAUUAAAGACCAGUGGAAAUGUGGCUGAUCCUUACCCAUUUAAGGAUCCAACAACAGGAAAUUAUGUCCUUGGAACUGUCGGAGUACGAUCAAACAAUAUUUUUACAAUGUCCAUACAGACUAUUUGGCUACGCGAACAUAACAGAUUAUGUGAUGAGCUUUAUAUAAAAUAUGGUGACGAAUGGACUGAUGAUCAAUAUUUUGAAGAGGCAAGGAAAUGGAAUAUUGCAUUUUAUCAAAAAGUUGUUGUAGAAGAAUAUCUUAAUGUCAUACUGGGUAAACAACUACCGCCAUAUCAAAAAUAUGAUCCAGAUCUAACUCCAGGAAUUGAUGUUUUUUUUUCAACAGUAACAUUCAGAUAUGGUCAUAGUGAUAUGAGUGAUUUUUUUCGAAUUCAAGAUGAAAAUGGUGAUACAGUUAUUGAAUUACCAUUACAAAAUGUUACAGAUACGAGCUUACUAGAAAAAUUUGGUGCAGCGAGAUUGUUGACAUCAUUGUCUUUACAGCAUCAAGAAGAAGCCGAUAUAUUUUAUUCUGAUGCAACAAGAAAUAUUAGAUCACCUGAACCAAACACUUAUGAUCUUAUAGCAUUUGAUUCUCUAAGAGCUAGAGAUAGAGGGAUUGGAUUAUAUAAUGAUGUUCGUCAGGCAUAUGGUUUAACAAGGAAAGAUUCGUGGGAAAGUAUAACUUCAGUUAAGGAAAUACAGAAUUAUCUACAACAAUUAUAUCCUAAUGGAACUAAUCAAUUAGAAGCUUUGGUUGGAGCAAGAGUUGAAGAUCAUUUAAAUGAUUCAAACUUUGGUGAAUUGAUGAGCACUAGUAUGAUUACUCAAAAUAAAGAGAACGGCUUGUUUACUGAUUAUGAUAGAACCAUUACAUUUAGAAAUAAAACAACAUUUAGAGAUAUUAUAUUACGUAAUUUAGAUUAUACUUUUCAAACACUAAUCCCACAAAAUAUUUGGACAGUCCAACCACCACAGAAAUUAUCUGAUUCAACAUCAAAAUACCCUGGUCGUAUUGCUUUAUGGCCAUCAGCAUAUGUUAUUGGUUAUGAAAUUGUUGGAGAAUUUAUUAAUUUCCAAGUUCAAAUACUAACUACAAGUGGUAAUGCAUGGUUUGGAAUGGGAUUUGAUCCUGACGAUAAUGGUGGAAUGAUUGGAGCAGAUUUUGUAAUUGGAAUUAUUUCUAAUGGAAAUCUAUCAUCUUUAUCAAAUUAUCGAUCUAAUCCAACUGAUUACAGGCCUCCUAUGCCUGAUGGAGAUGAUUCGGAUUUAAAAUUAACCAAUUUUACACUUUCUAAUAAUGAUGAUUUUGCAAUUGUUGAAUUCUCAAGACCUUUAGUACCUAAUGGAAGAAAAGGGAUUAAAAGAGGAAAUAUGAAAUAUAUUUUGGCUUAUAACCCUACAAGUUCAGUAUUUUCGUAUCAUCAAAAUAAUCGUCAAAUGACAACGGUUGAUUUUUACAAUAAUCAAAUUUCAUCAUCGUCUGUAUCUGAUGGUCAAAGAUUAGUGAAAUUAGCUCAUGGAAUUGGAAUGUUAUUAAAUUGGUGUGUUAUAUUUCCUGCUUCUAUUUUUAUUGUAAGAUAUUACAAACAUACCAAUAGUUACAUCAAGAUACAUCGAUUUCUACAAUUGUUUGGUAGUAUUUGCAUUUGUGGUUUUGGUGCAGCAUCUAUGGCAACAAUUAGUCCAAAAACAAUUCAUUCAUGGCUGGGAAUAUCAAUAUAUGUUUUGUUAUUUGUUGAACUUGGAUUAGGCUUAAUAUCAAUUUGGGGUCAAGUAGCAAUAGUCUCAGUUAAUCAGGGAUAUCCUAGGCUUGUUAAAAGAGUUCACAGAUUUUUUGGUCUGGCUUUAUUAAUAUCUGCCUGGGUAAAUGUGUAUUUUGGAAUUGACUCAUAUUGUUUAUUUUAUGGAUAUGAAUCAUUAUAUUAUAAAAUUGCAUAUUGUAUAUGGAUUGGCAUGGUAAUAAUAACAUUUAUAUUUGGUGAAUAUUGGUGGAAUUUUAAAGGAACUUGGAAAUGGAAAUAUACCCUGUCGAAUUUUGAAAAAGAAAAUGAAAAGAAAAAUGAUAAAAAAUCACUUUUUUUAUUGCAUAUUCCCAAAGAAGAUUUUGAUAGAUUGCCAGAAUUUACAUGGAGUGAAGUUAAUGAACGUGUUCAACGCGGUGCAUAUUUAGUAGUUUGUGAUGGGUUUAUUGUUAAUAUGAGAAAAUGGAUUAGGGUACAUCCUGGCGGGGCAAAAAUUCUUGAACGUGUCAUAGGAACAGAUAUAACAAAUGAUUUUUUUGGUUAUAAAGGUAAAGAGAUCGUUGAGGAGAUUGAUUUACCAGAAAUAAAAUCUAUCCCAACUGGCUAUUCAACAUCAAUAUUAGGGCAAUAUACUGAUAUUUUACGUGAGAGGACAAAAAAAUACACAACUCAAAAAAAUUCAGUUGCACAAGUUGUUGAUGAUAUGAAUGUUAAAUAUUUCUUAAAGGCACCUUUGGCUAUACACCCACAUAGUUUGUUUGCAAUUAAAAAAAUAGCAACAAUGAUUGUAGCAAAAUUAAAAGAAACCCCAGAUCUUGACUUAUCAAUGUUACAACCUGCACCGAUAUUUGGUCCAUCAAAUGCAGUCGAUGGAGGAUUAAGUGAUGAGGAAAUGGCUAAACAAGACACAGCAUUUAGGAUAAAGUUCCGCAGAUACAAAUUGACAAGUAAAGUGCCCAUCAAUGGCAGUAAAAAAUAUCCAGUGAUGAAAUUCACAUUCACAAUAGUACAUCAAAAUGAAGAUGAAGCUUAUAAAAAUCGUCAUCAUAAAUUGAAAUUCUUGCCGGGACAUUAUAUUGAAGUACAAUCAAGAAUUAAAGGACAAGUGGUAAUUAGAAGCUAUACACCAAUAGAGGGCAACAUUGUUAAAAGUUUUAGUAUUUUUGUUAAAGUGUAUCCAGAUGGAUUAAUGUCACGACAUUUGAACGAACAAUUAAGAGGAUAUGAAAUUCAAGUGAGAGGACCGUUUGAUGUUGGAGAUAGAGAAAAUUUACAAACACAAUUAUUAUCCCAGACUGUUGAUGCAUCAUUACAAUAUAGAAAAUCCAGUUUGACCGGAAGAACUACUCCAUCAUUCAUAUCUUCAUCAACAAGUUCUUUACUUAAUCCUAAUACUCAGGAUGGCCAUUGGCAAGAAUUAUUCAUGAUUUGUGGUGGUACUGGAAUUACACCAAUGUUACAAUUGAUAACAUAUCAUUUAGAAUUGUGUAUGAGACGUAGUCAUGCAUCAACAAUACGUAAUAAACGAGUAACAAUGCAUUUGUUAUAUGGCAAUCAUAGAAUAGAGGAUAUAAUUAACGGUGUAGAACUAGAAGAGUAUGAAAUAAGUAGUAGGGGUAUGCUAACUAUAACAUAUGCACUAAAUAUACCAGAUCAAGGUUGGAAAGGGGAAUAUGGUAAAAUUGAUAAUGAAAUGAUUUCAAAUUGGUUAAGUUCAAAAUCAAUUAGUGCAAGUUCACCACCACAACUUUAUAAUGAUACUUUAUCAUAUGUUGGUUCAUUAAAUAAUGAUAAUGAUAAUGAUAAUUCGCCACCAAUAGUGCCACAUCAUACAAGACCUCAUAAAACACCACCACCAAUUAUGAUGAAUAAUAAUAAUCAGAAUAAAUAUUUAACAAUGACACCACCACCACAAUCAUCAAGUCCUCUAUUGAUUACUAAUUCAAUAACUGAUCCAAGAUCUGUAAAUGAUGACAAUUAUAUUAUUAAAUUUCAUGGUAGUGACGGUACAAUGAGUGAAAGAUAUAGUAAUGUUAUUAUUAAUAAGAGAAAACCUAAACUUGAUCCUAACAGUAAAAUAAUUGUUUGUGGACAUAUAGAUAUGAUAAAUGUUGUUGAGCAAUCGUUGAAAGGUCUAGGUUAUACUGAGGAAGAUUUUAUAUUAAUAGCAUAG